AUAGCUCAUAAAUUGCUGAAAGUCGAAGACGUACGCGGCAGUUUAAAUACAUUAUCAUUGUUAUCUACAGCAGCUCGUCCUAUGUAUUACCAGUAUAAAGAGUUGAAAUAAAGCGAGAGCGAAGCGUUUGGAUGAAUCUUUCAUCUCCCCGCGCAUAUAUUUCGAUAUUGGAUGUUGAGAGCCAGUUUCGUCACUGCAAUAAGAGCAUUUUCUAAUCGAAACAUGAGUAUUUUUACGCAAUGUUUGAAUCCUCUCACUGGCGUUGCCUCGUGGGAGGAAAAAGAUCAAUAUUACGAUUAUCAUCAAGAAGUAGCUAGAUCCGCUUUUGCAGACAUGCUGCAUGACCAUGAACGAAAUGAGAAGUAUUACAUUGCCCUCAAAGCUGCUAUUGAGAAAAAGCACCAGGCUGGUGAAGAGGCUAACGUUCUUGACAUAGGCACUGGGACAGGCUUGCUGUCGAUGAUGGCUGCCAAAUGCGGAGCAGACACUAUAACGGCAUGCGAGGCAUUCAAACCAAUGGCGAAUUGCGCCGCACAAAUAAUAAAGGAGAACGGCUUCGAGGAUAGAAUUAAGUUGAUCCGUAAGCGUUCUACGAAGAUGAUAGUGGGCGAAGGUGGUGACAUGCCAAAACGCGCGAAUAUUCUAGUCACUGAAGUAUUCGACACCGAGUUGAUUGGUGAAGGAGCACUAUCAACGUUUCGCCACGCACACGAAGUUCUUCUCGAGGAAGACAGCAUAGUCGUGCCGCACAGAGGAACAGUAUGGGCGCAAGUAGUCGAGAGCACCAAAGUCUGUGCUUGGAAUCGAGUAAAGCCUAUUAAGAACGGAGAAAUGUUGGUUGACGCUCCACCGACCAUCCAAGCGUGCUCUGGUGCUGCAGCUGUGCACGACAUGCAACUGUCACGUCUUCCUCGCGAUGCUUUUGUACCUUUGCUGCCAGCACAGCCUAUUUUCAGGUUUGACUGGUCCGGCAAGAAGCCUUUAUUGAACAACGAAAAAGUAUCAUUAUUAACACAACCGAUAGCAAGCGGGACCGCACAUGCAAUUUUUAUGUGGUGGGACUUGAACAUGGAUACAGAUAAUCAGGUAUUACUGAGUUGUGCACCUGUAUGGGAACAUCCAGACGUACCUGAUGACAUGAAGAAAGAUGCCACGUCUUUGAAAAAGAUGACGGAUACAAUACCUUGGCGGGAUCACUGGAUGCAAGCUGUCUAUUACCUUCCAGAAGAAGUACCUAUCACAUAUGGCGUUGAGGUCAAUGUUAUCGGUUAUCACGAUGAAUAUUCUUUCUGGUUUAAAUUACUGAAUGGACCUCUAAAUGAGAUUCCAGAUUGUCAGAGACCUGAGUGCAAUUGCUGGGCGCAUAUUGCAUACUCACGGACGCGUAUUGGUCAAUUAAACGACACAGUUCGUAAUCAGAGAUACCUACAGGCUUUGCGGAGGAAGAUCACUCCGAACAGCGUUUGUCUAUGCGUCUCGGAUGGUUGUCUGUUGGCUCUCGCGAUUGCAAGGUUGGGCGCAAAGGUGUUCCUAUUGGAGCAGAAUUUCCUAUCGCGUAGAACCAUGGAGAUGUUUGUGCAGACAAACGGGCUCUCCGAUCGAGUAAAGAUCGUCGAGUCGGUCGAUGGUCUGCCGGAGGCAAGCGAAAUUGAUUUCAUUUUUGGCGAGCCAUAUUUCCUGAGCUCCAUUGUACCUUGGGAGAAUCUACGAUUCUGGUAUCUCGCCUCCAGAUAUCCGUCGAGUAUUGCGAGACUGCCGGUCGCGGCGACGAUCAAGGCCGCUGCUGUCGAGUUCAAGGAUCUGCAGAAAAUACGUGCUCCUCUUGGCGCUUGCGAGGGUUUUGAUCUCUCCUCUUUCGACAGACUUAUUCAAGCGUCUAGCGAGAAAAGUGACAACCCCGUAGAAGCGCAACCACUUUGGGAGUAUCCUUGCAAAGCGUUAUCUUCGUCUUUUGAUAUCAUAAAGCUUGAUUUAACACGGAACGUAAAUUUUGACGAACGCAAGAGGAUAACGGGAGAGAUUCCAAUUUUAGACAGUGGCUGCUGCAAUGGCGUCACUAUAUGGGUGGACUGGCAAUUGGACUCGGAUCUGUCAAUAUCUUGUGGCCCAAUUGAGGAGAUAGUACCUGGCGAGCGUAUAUCUUGGGAUCCAUACACGAGACAAGGCGUACAUCUAUUUCGUAAAGUAUUCAAUGUUACGAAAGGAAGCACACUUUCGUGGUCGUUCACCUUUGUGCCACAAAGUGGCGAAGUAGAAUUUGAAUUUGAUGUAUUGACGAAUGAUUAAUUGUAUUAAUAAAUGUUUGUGUUUGUUCAAUAUUUGUAA
Temnothorax curvispinosus is the source of this 2325-nucleotide messenger RNA. Its product is annotated as protein arginine N-methyltransferase 7-like. Gene Ontology annotation, biological process: peptidyl-arginine methylation. Gene Ontology annotation, molecular function: protein-arginine N-methyltransferase activity. Lineage: Eukaryota; Metazoa; Arthropoda; Insecta; Hymenoptera; Formicidae. The record is from RefSeq and is a predicted model, not a curated record. The coding region runs from base 172 to 2286 and encodes 704 amino acids. The transcript is spliced from 10 exons.